Molecule: messenger RNA, 234 nt
Organism: Ailuropoda melanoleuca (giant panda)
Lineage: Eukaryota; Metazoa; Chordata; Mammalia; Carnivora; Ursidae
Product: thymosin beta-10-like
Exons: 2
Coding region: 1-234 (77 amino acids)
Biological process (GO): regulation of cell migration; actin filament organization
Cellular component (GO): cytoplasm
Molecular function (GO): actin monomer binding
Source: RefSeq, a predicted model, not a curated record
AUGGCGAACAAGCUGGACAUGGGGGAAAUCACCAGCUUUGAUAAGGUCAAGCUGAAGAAAACAGAGACGCCAGAGAAGAACACCCUCCAGACCAAAGAGACCACUGAGGAGGAAAAGCAGAGUGAAUCCAAUCUCCAGGGUGAAGAAGUUACUGAAAACUCUCACUUGGUAAAGGCCUUACAAGUAUUCCCAAUUGCCAGUGUUCUUCGAUGGACCUGCAGUUAUUCCCACUGA